AUGACAAUCCCCACAAUAAGCGCUAAACAUCUAUCCUCAAAAAAACAAAGCUCGCGUAGAAAGUGUUGUAAAUGGCUUUAGAAAUUCUUAUGGAGAGAAGCCUGGUUUGUAAGUAGAUCGCCAGGCAGGGUCAAUUUGAUUGGUGAGCACAUUGAUUAUGAGGAUUUCUCUGUGCUACCCAUGGCAAUCGACGCGGAUGUUUUGUGCGCAUUGAGCGUUUCGUCCACCGACGAAAAGUCAGUCAUCACGCUAUCAAACGAAGACAAGAGCUUCGGUCAGCAUCAUUUUGAACUCACAGCAGAUGGCUCUGACAUCGCGAUUGAUGGUUCGGUAUCCGACUGGUCCAACUACUUCAAGUGUGGGCUUUUGGUAGCACAGAAGGAACUCAAGAAGGAGUUGCCACAAAAGUUUGGAAGCAGACCGUUGUAUAGUAUGAAAAUUCAUGUUGGCAGCAACGUGCCUACUGGAGGGGGGUUGUCGUCUUCUGCCGCAUUUAUUUGCGCUGUUGCACUAGCUGUUCUCCGCGCGAACGCUGACAGUGAUUAUCAUGUGUCUAAACAAAUGCUCACUAGAAUUACAGUGACAGCAGAACAUUACGUAUGAGUCAACAAUGGUGGUAUGGACCAGGCUGCUUCGGUUAUGAUGAACGAAUCGCAGGAUUCUUGUGACAAGCUUUACGAAUGUUCUUGUGUAGAGACGGACGAAUUGUGCCGUAUUGCGAGAGCCAACGGCGCCUAUGGUUCUAGACUUACCGGUGCAGGUUUGGGUGACUGCACGGUUCACCUGGUCACUGGGAACAACGCUAGAAAAGUGCAAAACGCGCUCGUUGAAGAAUAUUACAGCAAGAGGUUUCCAGGAAUGGCUCAAGAUGCUCUAGAGGAAGCCGUUCUUGUUUCAAAACCUGCUCUCGGUAGUUGCAUCCUGAAGAUUUGA
Lachancea lanzarotensis is the source of this 933-nucleotide messenger RNA. The record is from the annotation of a RefSeq genome assembly. Lineage: Eukaryota; Fungi; Ascomycota; Saccharomycetes; Saccharomycetales; Saccharomycetaceae.